AGCAUCCUUGGCUCCACCAUAACAGCCAUUUUGUGUUAGGCUAUAGAAACACUCUCUCUUGCUCUCUCUACACAUCCCCACCUCAUUUAACCCUCCCCUCGUAUAGACUUGACGUAGCUUGCUCUACCCCCUCCUGACACGCCACUGCGUACCAGGCCCUGCAAAACCAGACUCUCUCAGUCUGACGGUCUUGCAAGGGGGGGCUCCACCUGCAUUGAUGUUGCUGAACUAGGGAGAGGCUGGGAGCCUAUAGGAAAAAAAUUAAAGAGGAAGAAGCAGGCUCGAUGGAAUAACCUAUUGCUGUCCACAAUCUCAACAGGACAUUUUUAUAAGGAAUCAGGUGGUCUCUGAUUCCUGGCUGGGCUUUGUCCCCUCAAAUCCUGUGUAGUAAGGAACACCAACACUCAGACAUCAUGUCAGGUGCCUCGGUGAAAGUAGCUGUGAGGGUCCGUCCCUUCAAUUCCCGAGAGAUUGGAAAAGAGAGCAAGUGUAUCAUCCAGAUGUCAGGCAACACUACCACAAUAUUAAACCCAAAACAGCCAAAGGACAACAAGAGCUUCAACUUUGACUAUUCCUAUUGGUCACACACAACUCCAGAAGAUAUCAACUUUGCGUGUCAGAUGCAGGUGUAUAAAGACAUUGGGGAGGAAAUGCUUCUGCACGCUUUUGAGGGAUAUAAUGUGUGUAUCUUUGCCUAUGGGCAAACUGGCGCAGGAAAAUCCUACACCAUGAUGGGCAAGCAAGAGAAAGACCAAGAGGGGAUCAUCCCAUUGCUAUGUGAGGAUCUGUUUACCAAGAUCAAUGAUAAUAAUGACAAUAGCAUGUCAUACUCAGUUGAGGUUAGCUAUAUGGAGAUCUACUGUGAGCGUGUACGAGAUCUGCUGAACCCAAAGAACAAAGGGAACCUGCGCGUCCGAGAGCAUCCUCUAAUGGGACCAUAUGUGGAGGACUUAUCUAAACUAGCCGUAACUUCUUACAAUGACAUCCAGGACCUGAUGGACUCUGGCAACAAAGCCAGGACUGUGGCAGCCACUAACAUGAACGAGACAAGCAGCCGUUCCCAUGCAGUUUUCAACAUCAUCUUCACACAGAAACGGCAUGACAGCGAGUCAGAAAACACCUCUGAAAAGGUCAGCAAAAUCAGCCUCGUCGACUUGGCAGGAAGCGAGAGGGCUGAUUCAACUGGAGCUAAAGGCACUAGACUGAAGGAAGGAGCUAAUAUCAACAAAUCCUUAACAACACUGGGCAAAGUUAUCUCCGGUUUAGCUGAGAUUGACUCUGCACCAAACAAGAACAAAAAGAAGAAGAAGGUUGAGAACUUUAUUCCAUACAGAGAUUCAGUUUUGACAUGGCUGCUGAGGGAAAACCUUGGAGGUAACUCGCGUACUGCAAUGAUAGCAGCUCUAAGCCCCGCCGAUAUAAACUAUGAUGAAACUCUCAGUACUCUCAGGUAUGCUGACCGUGCCAAGCAGAUCCGAUGCAACGCUGUCAUCAACGAAGAUCCCAACAACCGCCUUGUGCGCGAACUAAAGGAAGAAGUGGCUCGUCUGAAGGAUCUACUCUAUUCUCAGGGUCUUGGAGACAUCAUUGAGAUUAUUCCCAAUUCUUGGCCAGACUUGUGCAAAUACAAGCCUUAUAUCAAUAGCAUCCAGGCUGCCAAUCAAAAGGGUGAUUUCUCCACAGUGACCAAUGCCAUGACAGGAAUGAGCCCGUCUCCCUCUCUCUCCGCCCUGUCCAGCCGAGCUGGCUCCAUCAGCAGCCUGCACGACCGGAUCAUGUUCAGCCCCGGAAGUGAGGAAGCCAUUGAGAGGCUGAAGGAAACUGAGAAGAUAAUUGCAGAACUCAAUGAAACUUGGGAAGAGAAGCUUCGCCGCACAGAGGCUAUUAGGAUGGAAAGGGAAGCACUUUUGGCUGAAAUGGGUGUGGCGAUGAGAGAAGAUGGAGGAACAGUUGGAGUCUUUUCUCCAAAGAAGACGCCUCACUUGGUCAAUUUAAAUGAAGAUCCACUAAUGUCUGAGUGCUUGUUGUACUACAUUAAAGAUGGAAUCACCAAGGUCGGUCGUGAUGAUGCCAGGAGUCGGCAGGACAUUGUCCUGAGCGGUCACUUCAUCAAAGACGAGCACUGUAUCUUCACAAGUAGCACAAACGCCUUGGGAGAGGGAACGGUGGUAUUGGAGCCCUGUGAAGGAGCUGAGUCUUAUGUCAAUGGAAAGAGAGUGACAGAGCCUAUUGUUCUCAGAUCAGGUAACCGUAUCAUCAUGGGCAAGAGCCACGUGUUCCGUUUCAAUGAUCCAGAGCAAGCACGGCAAGAGAGGGAGAGAACCCCGUGUGCAGAAACACCUGUGGAGCCGGUGGACUGGGCCUUCGCCCAGAGAGAACUACUGGAUAAACAAGGGAUUGAUAUGAAGCAAGAGAUGGAGCAGAGAUUACAGGAGCUUGAGGAACAGUACCGCAAGGAGAGAGAAGAGGCGAGCAACCUUCUGGAACAACAGAGACUGGACUACGAGAGAAAGCUGGAAGCUCUUCAGAGGCAGGUUGACUCCAGAUAUUACCCAGAAACCACGGAGGAAGAAGAGGAACCAGAAGAGGAAGUGCCGUGGACAAACCGAGAGACAGAACUUGCCCUCUGGGGUUUCCGUAAAUGGCGAUUCUACCAGUUCACCUCGCUCAGAGACAUGCUCUGGGGAAAUGCAAUUUUCCUCAAAGAGGCUAAUGCCAUUAGCGUAGAGCUGAAGAAAAAGGUUCAAUUUCAGUUUGUGUUGUUAACGGACACACUGUACUCCCCGCUGGCCCCUGACCUCCUGCCUCCCAGCAUAGCCAAAGACAGGGAGAAAAGACUGUUCCCUCGCACCAUCGUAGCCGUAGAGGUUCAGGAUCAGAAAAAUGGUGCCACACACUACUGGACCCUAGAGAAACUCAGACAAAGACUGGAUUUGAUGAGGGAAAUGUAUGACCGAGCAGCGGAGGUGCCCAGUACUGCAGUUGAGGAAUGUGACCACAUGAUGUCUGGCGGUGACCCCUUCUAUGACCGCUUCCCAUGGUUCCGCCUGGUUGGCCGCACUCCCAUUCUCAACACAUGCAUGAGAGAGCGCAUGAGCGACCCCACCCUCUCCCCCACCCUCUCUGAUCCCGACUCUGACAUAACCGAGCUCGCCGAUGAGCGGCAUUAUGGGAAAGUGGAGGAGUUGGAGGACCUGGACGAUGAGCUCUUUUUGGAGGACCUUGGCUCAGAGCUUGGGAGAGAGGAGGAGGAGGAGGAAGGUGUGAGGGAACACUGCCCAGGUGCCAGCCAUGGCCAGGACCCCUUUUACGACCGCUGGCCUCUGUUCAGUUUAGUGGGCAGGGCGUUUGUGUAUCUGAGUAACCUGCUGUAUCCUGUGCCCCUGGUGCACCGUGUGGCCAUUGUGAGCGAGAAGGGCGAGGUCAAGGGCUUCCUCCGAGUGGCAGUUCAAGCUAUCUCUGCUGAUGAGGAAGCUCCCGAUUAUGGUUCAGGUGUGCGACAAUCAGGAACCGCCAAGAUCUCAUUUGAGGAUCAACAGUUUGAGAAGUUCCAGACAGAGUCAUGCAGUGGUGGGCUGACUCACACGAGCACAUCUCAAGAGGAGCUGCGCAUUGUGGAAGGAGAAGGACAAAACUCAGACACGGGACUCAGUGCUGAUGAGGUCAACAACAACAACUGUGCAGAAUAUUCUGAUGUGCUGCUCCCUCCAGCCUCUCCGGAUGUUCCUAACAGUCCUCUGAAGGGCAGUCUCGAGUGUCCUUUCGAUGUGACUCAGGACAAAUCUUUACAGCACUUAAAGAUUGGCAGCAACUUCACUUUUAGAGUCACAGUUCUCCAGGCCUCCAGCAUCUCAGCUGAGUAUGCAGACAUCUUUUGCCAGUUCAACUUUAUACACAGGCACGACGAGGCGUUUUCCACUGAACCCUUGAAGAACACAGGCAGAGGGCCUCCUCUGGGAUUCUACCAUGUGCAAAAUAUAACCGUGGAGGUCACCAAGUCCUUUGUGGAAUACAUCAAAAGUCAGCCAAUCGUUUUUGAGGUAUUCGGACACUACCAAAAACAGCCCUUCCCUGCUCUGUGUAAAGACUUAAUCAGUUCAUUACGUCCAACAAGAAGGCAUUUUCCCAGAGUUAUGCCUUUGUCAAAGCCAGUGCCUGCCACUAAACUGAGCACCCUGACGCGCUCCACCGCCGGCCCCUGUCACUCCAAAUAUGACCUUAUGACCUUUUUUGAGAUCUGCGAGCUGGAAGCCAAUGGAGACUACAUCCCAGCUGUUGUUGAUCACAGGGGUGGAAUGCCCUGUCAUGGUACAUUCCUGUUGCACCAGGGGAUCCAACGGAGAAUUACGGUAACUAUAGCCCAUGAAACUGGCAAUGACAUUGAGUGGAAGGAGGUUAAAGAGCUGGUCAUAGGACGCAUCCGUAACACACCCGAGGCGGACGAGACGAUCAUAGAUCCCAACAUCCUGUCUCUCAACAUCCUGUCAUCAAGCUACAUUAGGCCAUCUUAUGAUGACAGUGUGUCAUUGGGAAUUGACCAAAGGACAUUUUACCGCUUUGAAGCAGCGUGGGACAGCUCCAUGCACAACUCUCUGCUGCUCAACCGUGUCACCCCCUACGGAGAGAAAAUUUACAUCACUUUAUCUGCUUACCUUGAGAUGGAAAACUGCACCCAGCCCACUGUUAUAACCAAGGACUUCUGCAUGGUCUUCUACUCCAGAGAUGCAAAGCUUCCUGCAUCGCGCUCCAUUCGCAACCUCUUCAGCACAGGUGCCUUCAGGCCCUCUGAGAGUAACCGUGUGACCGGAGUGUACGAACUAAGCCUUUGCCAUUUGGCAGACAUUGGAAGUCCUGGAAUGCAAAGGAGACGCAGACGGGUGCUGGACACCUCAGUGGCGUAUGUGCGUGGAGAGGAGAACCUGGCUGGCUGGAGGCCCCGCAGCGACAGCCUCAUUCUGGACCACCAAUGGGAGCUGGAGAAACUCAGCCUACUGCAGGAGGUGGAGAAGACCAGGCAUUAUCUUCUGCUGAGAGAGAAGCUAGAAGCAUCUCUGUUUCUGGGACACGAUUCUUUUUGUGGUAAAGACUUGAUGGAGUCGCCUAAGGCCUCCAGUCCUGUGAUGGUGAUGAACCCAGUAGUCAGUCUGGGUCUGGACAGUCCCAAUGAUAGACAGCGGGAACUGGCUGCCAAGUGUGUACGACUGCUCAUGCACACGUUCAACAGGCAGUAUAGCCAGGUGAGCAGCAGUCUCAGUGAAAGCAAGCUAUCAGAAAUGUCAGCAUCACUUUUAAGAGAGCGUUCUUCUUCAGCUCUGAGCACUCUGACCCCCUCCUCCACCUGUCCUUCACUGGUGGAUGGUCACUUUGGCAGUCAAGACUUCAGAGGUGCUGAGGCUAACUCUGGUGCCUCAAGCCCUGACCUCGAUCCAUUCAGCCCUGUAGAGAGAAAACCCAGGAGCUGCACCUUUAUCCCAAACAUCCAAGAGAUCCGAGUCAGCCCCAUUGUGUCAAAGAAAGGCUAUCUACAUUUUCUGGAGACACAUACCAACGGCUGGGUGAAGCGUUACAUUGUAGUGCGACGGCCAUAUGUGUACCUGUACCGCAGUGAGAGAGACAACGUGGAGAGAGCCGUCAUUAACCUGUCUUCUGCCCAGGUGGAGUACAAUGAAGAUCAGCAGACCUUGAUGAGGGCUCCUUACACAUUUGCUAUGUGCACCGAGCACCGUAACAUUCUCCUCCAAGCCAGCAAUGACAAAGAGAUGCAUGACUGGCUGUAUGCAUUCAACCCACUGCUGGCAGGAACCAUCAGGUCUAAGCUUGCCAGAAGAAAAUCACAGAUGAGGAUGUGAACUUUUCUCCAGCUUAAAACAUAUACUGUUAGCUAACAGGCCCUUGUGAUGUAAUUAGGUCAUGUGAUCAUGAGUGUCCUAUACCCACCUUAUCUCAGCUGCCUGCCUACCCUAGCACUCCUUUCCAUGCCAACUAUAGACUGUGGGACUGGCUUCACAAAGUGUGUUUAUGUGUGUAUGUCAGGCUCUGUUUAGUCAGUUACAAACAUAAAUUGACUAUAUUGAAAUAUUCAACACUCUCCCAACAUUGCUCAAAACUAGAAUGGCAAAACAGCAUUUAGACAUGACCCCACUCCUAAGUGUUAUGGCAUUCAUUUGUAAAUGCAACACAAUGCUCUUUUUGUGCUCUUCUGUGCUUUUGCAGAGUAGAUGUCAAGCGCUUUUACCUGGGCUUUAGUAGAUGCUUGUUGUUUUAUAGUUUUGGAAUGUCUUUUUGAAGGGAUGCAGAGCUUAUUUCGAAGGAACUUUUUUGAGUUUUAGGACUUGGUAACUGUCUGUUACAUCAACCCGAAAUCAACAUUAGAAAUCCUACUAACUUUCUACCAUACUUACGUUUAUUUUUAUCUCUUUAUUUUCAUCCGUAAUGUCUUCUUUAGCAUUACAUUAUGUUUACUUAUUUAUUAAGCGUUGUAUGUUUUAUAAACAUAUUUAAUUUAUCGAGAGGUCGCUAUAGCGUGUUACUUAUAAUUUUUCACCUUGCACUUUUGAUACCAAGCUUUGGUUGUUUCGCAGAUUUGUUUAGUUCAUUUGCACAAGAGCUCUGCUGCUACAGAGAAUCUCCACUGCUUUAAUGUUUCUUUUCUGUUACUCAUACACAGAAAAUCAUUACAAAGUCAGAGCACUUUUAACCUUUAGAUGAGGGAGAUUGGAUUUAGAUUUUAUCACAAUUUUUUAUAAACUGUUGUGCCCAUGUUCAUGAGAAUAAUGUAUCUUUAUUGCCUUGUUCCUCUUUUGUAGCUGCUAUGGUAUGUUCAGGUCAUCCUGGCCUUAAUGUAAUGAUAGAAUAUCAUAUGUAUUGAAACCAGGAUCUCUUUCUUGGUAUGUGAUGGCAAUGAGAUGUAUUAAAAGAAGAGAUCCAGUGUUGCAAUAUAUAACCAGAAGUUUAUACAUUUCUAUGUUUAAUCUUAGCUAAAUGGUUGCUCAUUUGUUUUUUGUUUUUUUGUUCUUUGUAGAUGCCAUUAUUAUAGCAUACCCACACAGGUUGAAAGAAUCCCUUGUUUUAUCCACAUUUUGCCUUGUGAAUAUAAAGAGAGAGUAUACCUAGAAAGACAGUUCCUAUCAGGCCAUUCAAAUAAUAUGCAGAAGUAAUACUGCACCAGAGACCAAAAACACAAUAACGUAUGUUGAUCUAUUCAGAAAUCUGCUGUAUAAUCUGAGUUUAUGCUAGUGGUCAGUCAACCAUUCAGUAUGUUGCUCAUGCCGUAUGUUGCACUUUUAAGAUCCUGUCAUGGGAGAAGUGAUGUUUUGUGCCAUGGGCCAGCCAACCCAAAGAGCACAAAUGUAGCAGCAAUACCGAGUUAUCUGAACAUAUAUAAGAGUCAUUGUGUCUUUGCUUUUCUGGUCUUUACCCUUCAAGCAGCCGUAUAAAUAUACCUUGAUAAUACAUUCAAUGAAAUAGAUCUAAAUCUAAGUAUCUUCACAUUAUAUAACCAGGUAUACCUCUCAGUGCCCCGAUUCAGAUUUUUAUUCAUUUUGUCUUUAAUAAUGCUAUGAAUAUGAUAGCAUGCUGUACAUAUUUAUUCUGCUUUUAGAUGAAAUGUAUCAAAUGUAUACCUCCAUACAGUACAAGAGUAGCAAUGACAUAAAAAAAUAGUUCAUUUGUAUCAUUUUAGUGAAAUAAAGGAUUACAGUCAACUAUAAGCAUGUAGUGUUUGCAAACCCUCACAUUUGACACCUUAACAAUGCAAUGCAACAAGACACAUUGCAGACCAAUGAAAUUUAUAGGGUUUGUAUUUAAAAUGUGGCUCUCACUCUAUGAAUCUUUUGCGUUUCUUUUCAAGCAUCCCUUUGAAUAGACACCUGUCAUCCAUUCAAAUAUUCAAAAUUUACAGAGGAUCUCAAUAUAAACUAAGUGUAUCUACUGUAUUGCUUCUAUAUUUCUGUUGAUUUGCUCUGUAUAUAAACCUGUGGUCUAGCACACAGCUGUAACCACUUUAUACCAUAAUGAAUGGGCUGUAGUGUACUCAGUGCUCAAGUUCUUUGAGUGUUGGACCUGUGUCUUCUAAUGUCUGUGGACACUUAACACUUUGUCGGCUGUGAAAUAAAUGUGAAAUAUGCGCAAACUUG
This is a messenger RNA of Triplophysa dalaica, 8135 nucleotides long. RefSeq names its product kinesin family member 1Ab (gene kif1ab). Lineage: Eukaryota; Metazoa; Chordata; Actinopteri; Cypriniformes; Nemacheilidae. Gene Ontology annotation, cellular component: dendrite; axon; kinesin complex. Gene Ontology annotation, molecular function: ATP binding; microtubule binding; ATP hydrolysis activity. The coding region runs from base 414 to 5849 and encodes 1811 amino acids. The transcript is spliced from 48 exons. The record is from RefSeq and is a predicted model, not a curated record. Gene Ontology annotation, biological process: cytoskeleton-dependent intracellular transport; vesicle-mediated transport; microtubule-based movement.